GUUACCUCCGGGGUGGCGCCACGCGUACGUCAACGAUCUGCUAAACAACUGUUCCGGUGCUACUGCAAGGGACCGCAACUUGGCUUGCUUGUCACCCAUCGACGGACCGAAACGCUAGUGAGUAAAUUUCCAGAUCUCAACAGCAAACUAUCGCCAAUUGUAUCAGCCCCGGAAAAUCGCCUUGAAGAACGCGGGAUUCCACAAUAAAAUAACAAUAAAAAAAAAAGAAAUGGCGAACCCCACCGCCACAAUCCCCCAACCAGCCAUCUCACCAGACGACGCCGAGCCCACGCGUUGGUUGGACCAGCCGCUCCCCACGCCCAAGUUCGGCGACCACGGCUACUGCACCAUAGCGAGCAGCGUGCGCAUCGCCGCGCCGCCCCAGACCUGCCUGGGCGUCGUGCUCCACGCGCCGGGCUACGCGCCCCCGCAGGGCUGCUGGAACAACUGGGUGCGCAAGAUCGCCAUCACCGCGCCCGGCGCCGACGAUGCCGCGGGGAUCCCCGCCGAGCUGACGGGGCCCGACUACCUCUCCCACGGCGCGCGGUUCGACAUGUCGGUGGUCAUGGACCAGACGGCGACGUCGAGCCCGCGCGUGCAGUCGAUGGACGUGACGGCCUGCGAGGCCCUGGCCGACGGCAGGACGGGCUUCCGCGUCGGCUGGACCUACUGCAUGUUUGGCCUGCACUGCGAGAGGAUCCAGGAGUUUGUCGACGACGGCCAGGGCGGCACCCUCUACGCCACCUGGGAGACCUUUGGUGGCGUCAUCGCGAGGAUCGUGUGGAUGACCAACGCCGCCGGCAUCCAGAGGGGCUUUGUCGAGUGGGGUCGCGGGUUGAAGGAGAAGGCCGAGGCGAUGAGCUAGAGUUUUUUUUUGCCUUGUACGUAUCCGGCUGGGUUGGCUCCCAUUGGCAGCCUCUACGCCCGGGGCCGCUAGUGGCUUUUUUCACCGGGACAGAUACUUGUCCAGAUUGUACCAUACGUUCCAUAGCGAUGGCUUUUUUACAAGUCCCAAUAUCAGUACAGUAUACGCUUCAGCCUUUGAGCUGCGACUUGGGUUUUCUGGGCGCAA
Messenger RNA from Pyricularia oryzae 70-15, 1072 nucleotides. RefSeq lists its product as uncharacterized. Lineage: Eukaryota; Fungi; Ascomycota; Sordariomycetes; Magnaporthales; Pyriculariaceae. The record is from RefSeq and is a predicted model, not a curated record. Bases 230 to 865 code for a protein of 211 amino acids. The transcript has a single exon.